Molecule: messenger RNA, 7314 nt
Organism: Ylistrum balloti
Lineage: Eukaryota; Metazoa; Mollusca; Bivalvia; Pectinida; Pectinidae
Product: activin receptor type-1-like
Exons: 8
Coding region: 2-1648 (548 amino acids)
Biological process (GO): cellular response to growth factor stimulus; BMP signaling pathway; dorsal/ventral pattern formation
Cellular component (GO): plasma membrane; BMP receptor complex
Molecular function (GO): metal ion binding; SMAD binding; transforming growth factor beta receptor activity, type I
Source: RefSeq, a predicted model, not a curated record
GAUGUCGGCUAUAUUCUACGUGUGGCUAUUUCUAACCAUUACACCAGGUUUUGGUCACAAACUUGGCCCACCUGAUGAUGCUAACCUGACUGCCUUUGCUGAUCAGGAGCCAUCUGAGUACAGGUGUGCAUGCCUCCCGAAGAAUGAUAACCAAUGUGACAAAAAUGGCCACUGUAUGACCAUGAAGGGAGCCGGGUGCUUUACCAGCAGAAAACUGGUUAACAGUGUGGAAAUAAUAUCUCAGGGUUGUGCACGAAAUGAUGAAAACCAAAAUAUGAACUGCCAGGGUCGGCGUCGUAAAGGAUGGGAGAUGGAGGGUGUCAUUGCUAUGGCAUGCUGCGUCGGUGACCUUUGUAAUGACCCAAUACCCACUUUCUCGUCACACGAGUUCAAAGGGAGUGAUCCAGUAGUGAAUAAGGAGGAGGAAAGCAGUUUCCAUUUUGAACUGUUCCUAGCAAUUGGUGUUCCCAUUGUGAUUCUUAUUGUGGCCUUGCUGGGAGUCUGGCUUUUCUUCAAACACAUUCGUAAGAGGCGCCGGGAGUUUCAUGAGAAUCUGCGUGUUCGAGAGGAACUUUUGCCUGAGGAAUACGGAGGCAUUCGUGCGACCCAGGUUGGAGAUAGUACACUAAAGGAAGUAUAUGAUCAGUCAUGCACAUCAGGAAGUGGUUCAGGUUUGCCUUUCCUUGUUCAGCUGACCGUGGCACGACAAGUGACCCUGGUGGAAUGUAUAGGAAAAGGAAGGUAUGGAGAAGUUUGGAGGGGGCGCUACCACGAUGAGAAUGUAGCAGUGAAGAUAUUUCUGUCACGUGAUGAAGCCAGUUGGUCAAGAGAAACAGAAAUCUACAACACUUGUCUGUUGCGUCAUGACAACAUCUUGGGAUAUUAUGCAUCUGAUAUGACCAGUCGUAACUCGUGUACACAGCUGUGGUUGAUCAUGCAUUACCAUGAGAAUGGCUCUCUGUACGAUUAUCUACAACGUACUAUCCUUGACCAUGAAUCUAUGCUUCUUCUGAUGCAUUCAGCUUCCGCAGGACUUGUCCAUCUCCAUACAGAGAUCAUUGGAAACCAGGGGAAACCUGCGAUUGCUCAUCGGGACAUCAAAUCUAAAAACAUUCUUGUUAAAAGUGAUGGUACAUGUUGUAUUGGUGACCUUGGACUAGCUGUGACACAUUCACAAGAAAACAACAAGAUAGAUUUGGGACGGAAUAAUAAAGUAGGAACAAAGCGUUACAUGGCACCAGAGUUGCUGGAGGAAACAUUGAAUCCUUAUUUCUUUGAUUCAUUUAAAGCAGUCGAUGUUUAUGCUUUUGGUUUAGUACUAUGGGAGGUAGCUCGGCGUUGCACAAUUGGGGGUAUAACAGAAGAAUAUAAACCUCCUUUCUGGGAUGUGGUGCCGUCGGAUCCUUCAUUCGAGGAUAUGAGAAAAGUGGUGGCUGUGGAUACACAGAGGCCAAUGGUGCCAAACAGAUGGACGUCAGAUCCUAUUAUGUUGCAGCUCUCUAGACUUAUUCAGGAAUGUUGGGCACAGAAUCCCAAGGCUCGACAUCCAUCACUACGUGUGAAAAAAUCUCUCGCUAAUCUUAUGUACACACCAAAGAAGGAACUUCUACAGAAGAUACAAGAUUGUAAGGAGUGCAAUAACUGCUGACAUCACUCAUGAUGUCAUCAUUGUAUGUGCACAUAUAUAUAUAUUACAGCAUCAGUUCAUGUGCUGUAUAUCCUGUGAUGUGAACAGCAGCUGCAUCAUUUGUGUACAGAAACUGUUGUGUCAUUGGUUUAUGUGAAAUAACAGCUGCCAGAUUGCAUCAGUGCUAUAUUUGGUCAGAACAGUGUCUUCUUGAAGGCAGUUGCAGACAUGCUGAUCGAUAGUUUGUGUGUUACCUUGCCGUUUUCAUCUGCAAAUAGCUGUAUGAUUUUGGGAAAUGGUACAUUCAGCACUGUUGAGCAAGAGAAGUUUUAAAAUAUCAUUCAGGUUUUCAGAAUGAAAAUUUGACAUUUGAGAUCAACAUUGAUUGAUUUCAGUUUUGCAACACAAAUUCUGACGACAACAGCAGGAUCCAAUCGGUGAUACUAGGAGUAGACCUUAGGGUCAGGACAUGAAGUUUAAUUUAAGAUUUUUCCUACUUGAACAAUUUGUGUUCAGCAACAGAAAAUCGUGACAUCAUCAAAUGACAUCUUUAAUGACAAGUGAUGAUAUCAGAUAAUACACAAACAUAAGAAUGAGCUGGAUUGAAGAUCUGAAAUCAGACUGGGCUUAGUGACGGUAACAUACAAUGUAGAUGGUACAUCAGAAUCAGUGUUUCCAAGAGAGACAAAUGUUAUCAAUAUUAGUGGAUCAGGGAAAUUAUCUUUAAAAUUUCUUGCCUAUAUUCACAACAGGAAGAUGCAUUCUGGGUAAUUACUUGUUCAAGAUAAGUGGAUUGUUCUAACUUAUCACACCUCCACUUCUUAAUUGAAUGUUAAAUUGCCAAAAGUAAAACUUGUCAUUGAACAUUAUAGAUUAAUAUCAUUUGUAUACUCAUCAUAUUGUAUGAUUCAUGAUUAUGUUUUUUGUUUAGGUUUUUUGUUUCAUUGUUUUAUAUACCAUGUAUUUAUAAAGCUUGAGUUGUGAAAUUACAUUCAUGAUUUUUUUGGCGAUUGUUUUCUUCUUUUUUAAAUAGGGCUAACUUUUCUUGUGUUAUUCAAACUUGUGGUUUUUUCACCACCAUCAGGUAAUUCUUUUUAACAAAAUUGAAGUGUUGAAAAGAUUUACAUGUUAAAAAUUUGGUAAGAAUAUCUACAUUCUGGUAAUGUUAAAUUACAGAAGAAAAUUAACCUUUAUUUAUCAAAAAAAAAUUUGUAUUGCUUUGUCUCAGUUCAUUAACAUAAUAGAAUAUAUUCUAUAUUAUUAGUUUGAUACCAUAAUGAAUAUCCUGAAGAUUUCUCUGAAAAUGGACACGAAUGAUAUCCUAAAAGUUUCAUUUACAAUGAAAGAUAUUUUCACUUCACAUUGUACAUCCCCACUACAAAAGCUCUCUUUUGUAUAUAUAACAUUAUGGAAACAAUAGAAAUUAGGCAAACUUCCAAAAUCAUUUAUAAAAACUGAUUAAGAGAAAAAAAAAACCCAAAUUGUUGGUGGGUGGGUAUGUUUGUUAGUUUAACUCUGUUGAUAAUAUUUCAUAGAUAUUUUACAAUAUUUUAAUAUUUUGAUUCAAUAGGAUCCCUUUGGUAGCAGGCCACAAGUUCAUACAAGCCCUAGCCUCUCUUCAUCCUUUAAAUCAAAAGAUGAGGAUUGACAAUGCCCGUUUUCCAUAAGGUACAAGUUUGUUUCCACAACAGUUUCGAUUUGCCUUAAAUUGUACAAAUGUCCUGCCAGUCAUAACAUCUAAGAAUUGUUCAGCUUAUUUGUAAAUAACAUUGAGAUAAUACAUUUCAUUGGCAGCUUAUUAAAUGAAUGUUCUUUUAAUAAUUGAAUUGUACUAAAAUAUGUUCAUCACAUUUUUUUCAUCAAUUCUAAUUAAUCAAUCUGUUCAAUGUAAGAUUUAUUUAUAAAUCAAGAGGUUAUGUCCCUUUGAUGUUUCAUGGAGAUCGUUGUAAAAUCUCUCAAUCCUAGCAACUUGAAAACCAGAUUUUAUAUCAGUAUACCUGGUAAUUUAUAGUUAUUGUCAUUAACUGGUGUGGAGACAGAUAUUAAUUAAACCAUUUUGAAGGCAAUCCUAAUCGGCAGGUUAAUAAAUAUCGAGGUUCACUUUAAAGAUAACAAUAACAUUACUGAUAAAAUGGAAAAAAAUGAGAAAUUAUUAAGAAGAAAUGACAUUAUUUUUAGAUUCAUAAACAAGUCUCGUGACACAACAUGGAUAUAAAUGGCGACUGAAAUCAGUAUAACAAAAUAUUGACCAAAUAUGAUGGCCAUCAGAAAACACAAAUGUGAACUUAAACCUGUCAUAUAAUUACAAAUUCUACCCUGGUGUUGUUUGUGAACCCUGAUACCAUUUUACAUGUAUGUUUGCCUCCUGCAUAUUUCACCACUUGGUAUCAAAAUAUCUAUGAAAAUGCAGGGACUUAAAAUUUGAAAAGUAAAUCUUUUCUCGAUUAAAGUUAACCAGUUCAUUUUCAAUUAAAUAUUCGCCAUUUCAAUGCAUGUUUUUGCUUAUGGCAGAUAUAGUGACAUUACAUACCAUCCUGAUAUUGCUUAUCAAACAAAAGAUCCCACAAUAUCGUUUCAUAUUUUUUGUAUAUUGUUUGUAAAACACUGAAUCAUCCAGACAUUGUUUUUAAAACAAAUAUUUCUCAUUGUUGUGUUGGGCUUGUCAUUUAAUUUCCACAGGAAAAUUGAUUUCAUUUUGUUGAUUUUAUCACCCUGAGAACAAGCCAGGGUCUGAAUGAUGAAGAGUCUCCUUUUAGUUGCUGGAAUAAUUUUUGAAAACCAAUUAAUUGACUAUCAUAUUUCCAAGGUGUCUGUUCUUCUUCAUUGUAUUUCAUCCUUAUCCAAUGAUAUAACCAAACAGCCCUUAGUUUCCAGUGAUGGCAAUGAUAAAUGUAAAUGGACAUAAACUUAACCAGUUGCAUUUCAACCUGAAAAAAAGAUACAUUAACCUAACAAUAUGCAGUUUCCAGUAAUAGUAAUGGAAAAUGUAAAGGGAGAUAACUCUAUAACAGUUACAACGACUAAAACAGAUAAAGAUUUAUGACCUUAAUUUAAACUUUUUUAUCAGCCGUAAUGACUGUAACAUAGAAAGAAACCAGAGUAUUGGGAGGAAAACAUAUGAUCUGUGACCACAUAUAUAUAUUUGUAACAUAUAGAUAUUUAUUGUGAGAUAAAGAAUUUUUGCUGUCUUUUAGUAUAUUAUGUAACCUAGUGUAGCAUGUCAUUAUACAAACAUGUAAAACGGAAUUCAUUUUAAUACCGAAGGUAAUACAAUUGUAUUUGGUUUUGAGUCAGGAUAAGAAAUAUUGACCGAUGUCUUUUAUUGAUCUUUCAAGUUUUAAACUAUUUAGUUCAUUUUUCUUCCCCAAGGCGUUCUAAACUCUCAUUUUGGUUUUGGUUGUGUAAAACAAGAUUGAUAGUCUACAUCAUCAACCAAUUUAUACAAACAUAGAGGUUUUUCAAUUUAAUAAAAAAUUCUAACACUUUUAUCAACUAUAAAUACAUUACAGUCAGUUCUCAAUUCCUCAAUGGUCUGAAAAUCAGGAUAAUAUUGGUGUUUAUAUAUUACUGAAGUCUGGAAAGAAACAGUGCCAGAUAAAGUCUAAGUAGAGCCUGUGUUUUUUCUGACUCAAUGCGUUCUUUUAAUUUGUGUACAAAUAACCACAACUUCAAAAGUUGAGUGAUGUAGAUUGGUAUGUGUCAAUGUGAUGUGAUAUAGGUAUGUAUAAAAGUGAUAUCAGUUUUGUUUGUAACUUUGUUGAGAGCUUGUGUGACCUUACACUUACAUGUGUAAAAAUGAUGUAAAUUAAAAGUUAUGUUAGCUUUUUUGUUAAUGAAUUAAAUGAACUAGUAUAUGUGUAAACUUGAAAUGGAAAUAUGCUUGAAUGAGUAAAAGUAUAAUGUAGUGAUAAAUAUGAUGUACUGUACAUAAAAUCAUAUUUCCUUCAAUGUGAUGUUUGACUGCAAAGCCAUUCAAAAUGACCAUAAAUGCCAUACAGCUGGCAUUUAUAACACCCAUAAAUGCCAUAACAGUCCAAUGCUUAGUCAUCCCAAUUUGUUAUGUCAUGAAGGAUAUUUCAAUAAUAUUUAUUAUAUGAUAUGAUAUCAUCAAUGCUACAAUGAAUGUAAGAUUAUUUUGAAAGAGUUUGCAGACAAAAUAAAAAGUUUUAGAAUCUUUAGUGAGCAGAUACUGAUUGUUAUGGUAUUUGUAAUAUUAAUGCUAAUGACAUUACUAUCGACACCUGGCAAGAGCAGAUAACUCUGCAUUACAAAAAGACCGGGAUUGGACAAAUUAGAUUGGCUGUCAGAUUGAGGGGUCUAUUGAUUUAUUGUAUUGGUAAUCACUUCUGUGUUGACAUAAUAUUGUGAGAUUCAGAAUACUGGCAUGAAAUGCAGGAUUAUUAAGUGAGUGUGCUUAGGUAAUAGUGCUUUGUGUAUCAGUAAAAGUUACAGGUUUGUUUACCUGAAAGGAAUAAGAAAAUUGUAAGUUGAAUGAGUCGAUGUAUCUAGGAAUGGUAAUGAGUCUGGUGCGUUAAAAUGUUUGCUGUGAUGGAAAUUACAACAGUGUAAAUGAUGUAUUUUAGAUCAUAUGGUCAAGUCAACCAUCUGAACUGUAUGAUAUAUACCAGUAUAUAUUGGUAGCCAUGAUGUACACUGUUAAGUUACUGUUCAGGAUCUCAAAGUCCUCAGUCAAGUUUUAAUCUUCAUCUUUUGGUUUCAUGUUUUUUACGUACGUAUUAUGUACUGUAUUUAUAUUGAAAUAUGACCAUGAUGCCAACAUAUGAAUUCUGAAUCAAUGUCGAGGGGAUGGGCUUUCUCUUAGGACAGUGAAAUAAUAACAUUUGUAACUAAUUCUACUUUUUGUGAAAUAAGGUAAAGGUGCCAACAUUUGACUCAAAAUUGGGAGGAGGGUGGGCUUAUUGCAGAACCGUGAAACAAUAUCUGUAAUACCACUGAACACUAUUGAUAGGUUGAUGACUGAAUGUUACUGAUUAUCUAAUAGUUUAACCUCAUCUGAUAGAAUGAUGGAUUGUAAUUUUUCAGCAAAAUAAGUCAGUCUCCUUAAUUUGAGUCAGAAGUAAUUCAUUGUCAUCAGUGGCCUAUAUUACAGGAUAAAUACAAUAAUGCUUAUUGUAACAAGAGAACUGUAGUCCUUGAUUCCUCUAACUCAAACACCAGAUACGAGACAUUUUGAUACGACAGAAAAUGUCUACCAUCUGGUGUUGGGGACAGCUCACACAUGGUGAACUAUUGUGUGAAAAUAUCAAUAUUAAUUUGCUUUUAGCUCACACAAGGUGAACUAUUGUGUGAUUAUUUCAAUAUAAAUUUGCUAUAAGCUCGCACAAGGUGAACUAUUGUGAAAAUAUCUAUAUAAAUUUGCUAUUAGCUCACACAAGGUGAACUAUUGUGAAAAUAUCUAUAUAAAUUUGCUAUUAGCUCACACAAGGUGAACUAUUGUGUGAAAAUAUCUAUAUAAAUUUGCAGUUAUCAAUAUGAUUUGUUCAUGAUGUUGUGUUUUACUGUAGGUAAAAUACAUUGCUAUGUUUUUUAUCCUCGGAAACAGGUCCCCUAUGAAACAUGUUGUAAAUAUUUAGUUUGAGCAGUGAACAUGCUGAACAAUGUCAGCAUCUAAUAAAUAAAAUGUUGACAUCAAUGGCUCUAAAUAAUGAAUAAAAUCUUACAAUUAA